UUUGGCGAUAGUUUUCGGGCUGCAGCAGUCCCGAGUAAAUGGCGCGAACGUGGAGGCCCGCAGCGAAGUUAGCUUUGCGAAGGCGCCGCCCCAAGUGUGGACUGGCUGCUUUCGCAAGGAGAGAGGGGCGCAGAAAGGAAGUCCUGGCGCGAUCCGGUUUGUGGUGUCGGUGAGGGUCUGGGCCAGCGGCCCAAUUUUGGAAGGAUGCAUGGCGGGCCCUCGUGGGGUCGCCGUUGCCGCGCGCAGGCACGCAUUGAGAUGCAGAGCGAAUUGGCUCGCAUGUUGUGGCACGGAGCGGGGCGGCGCAAGGAAGCAGCGCGCCAGCCAUGCGACCGCGAAUGAAAACCCGCCGGCCCAAAAGCGCACGCGGAUGGAUGCUGCCCCGCGUCGCCUCGCUUGCCUGCGUUUGUCUUGUUAGUUCGCCCCCGUUUGGCUGCCGGGGUGGUAGAUUGGGGGGCCACGCCCCCACAAUACCCGGGCCCGCUGCCCGCGGCUGCCUGGGGCCCGCUUGCUUGGAUGGCAGGCAGCCCGGCCUCGGGCCCGCCCUGUGUCGUCCUUGUUUUUAUGUGCGCGCUGGCCCUACCUUGGAAGAAGUUGCCUGCAGGCAAUAGCGGCUUCCCCCGUGCCAGCCGGGUCUCAUCUCUUUGAUAGAUUUCCCGCCCCCAAAUUGCCGGCUCGGGCCCGCCCGCCAGCGGAUCCGCCGGUCGCGCGCAUAAUUAUGGCAGCUUGUGUCGUGUGUUGUGAAUGUGGGCGCCGCGCAGUGAAGUGUGAGUGGCCGCGCGCUGGCUGGUGGCUGGGGCCCUACCUAGGCGCGUCGCGUAUGGGUCCAAAGAAACUUACGCACCGGCAGGUUGUGCGCGCCCUUGGGGCAUUUUUUAUUGCAGUGUCAAGCCCUACAGAAAAAGAAAA
Molecule: messenger RNA, 909 nt
Organism: Amoebophrya sp. A120
Lineage: Eukaryota; Dinophyceae; Syndiniales; Amoebophryaceae
Source: the annotation of a GenBank genome assembly